AUCGAUUUCAAAUUCUUUUUCCCUUUUAAAUUCUCUACUUUCCUCUCUCUUUCAGGUUGAGAAUCACUUGUUCUUCUCUAUCACACACACCGACUUCAUAGGAGAGAUUUGCCGACUUUUAUCCAUUCAAUACAUACACACGCAUCUCCACGAUCUCUCUUUUGCUUCUUGAAGAAACCCCCAGAAAAAUUCGCAGUUCGAUCCCCCUCUUUUCGCCUCUUCUCAACCGCCAUUUUUGCCCCUUACAAGUUAUAUCUUCACUAUCUCUAUUCAAUCGAUUCUAGUUUUCCCUGAAGAAAAAACCCCACAUCUAGAUUUAUAUUCUGAAACAAACAACACCCAUAAGAUCUGAUUUGUGUUCAAUCGAGAUUCGAGACUCCCGGCUGUUUUCUCACUCGCUUUGAAAAUCAAAUAGACAAAUAAUGUCAGGGGUGAGAACUGCCGUUUGGGUAUUAUUCACGGGCCUGAUUUUUAUUAGGGCUGAAGUUGAAAGUCUGGGUGUGAACUGGGGGACGAUGGCGACGCAUAAGAUGGAUCCGAAAACGGUGGUUCAGAUGAUGAAAGACAACGGGAUUACUAAAGUGAAGCUUUUUGACGCCGAGCAAUCGACGAUGAGUGCACUCGCCGGCUCCGGCAUCGAAGUUAUGAUUGCUAUUCCGAACGAUCAGCUCCUCGCCAUGAAUGAUUACAGCCGAGCUAAGAAAUUCGUGCAGCGUAACGUCACGCGUUAUAACUUCAACGGCGGUGUUAAUAUCAAAUACGUCGCCGUCGGCAACGAGCCGUUUUUGACGGCAUACAACGGGUCGAAUCUGAAAACAACGUUCCCGGCGCUGCAGAAUAUUCAAAAUGCCCUGAACGAAGCUGGCCAUGGAGACACCGUGAAAGCCACCGUACCUUCAAACGCCGAUGUCUACGGUUCUCCGACCGACAACCCAGUCCCUUCCGCCGGGAGGUUCCGACCAGACAUCAACGACCAAAUGGUCCAACUCGUCCAAUUUCUCGCCAAAAACAACGCUCCUUUCACCGUCAAUAUCUACCCUUUCCUCAGCCUCUACGGCAACGACGAUUUUCCGGUGGACUACGCGUUCUUCGACGGCGCAAGCCAGCCAAUCGUCGACAACGGGAUCCAAUACACCAACGUGUUUGACGCAAACUACGACACCUUAGUUUCCGCUUUAAAAGCAGCAGGCUUUGGUGACAUGCCGAUCAUCGUCGGAGAAGUAGGGUGGCCCACCGACGGCGACAAAAACGCGAAUAUAAACAUGGCGUAUCGUUUCUACAACGGUCUUCUACCCCGUCUCGCCUCCAACAAAGGUACUCCACUCCGUCCCGGCGGAAUUGAAGUUUACCUUUUUGGGCUCAUCGACGAGGACGCUAAAAGCAUAGCUCCGGGAAGCUUCGAACGUCACUGGGGGAUUUUCCGGUACGACGGACAACCGAAGUUCGCCAUGGACAUCUCCGGCAGAGGUCAGAACUCGUUUCUAGUUCCGGCGCAAAAUGUGAGGUAUCAAGAGAAACGAUGGUGUCAAUUCAACCCAGAUGCGAAGGAUUUGAGCAAAUUGGGGGAGAAUAUCAAUUACGCUUGUACUUUUGCUGAUUGUACUCCACUCGGGUAUGGAUCAUCGUGUAAUGGGUUGGAUGCAAAUGCGAAUGCUUCGUAUGCAUUUAAUGCGUAUUUUCAGGUGCAAAAUCAAGAUGAAAUGGCGUGUAAUUUUCAAGGUUUGGCUAUGGUGACGACGCUUAAUAUAUCCACAGAGACUUGCAGGUUUAAUAUUCAGAUAGUGGGGACUUAUUCUGAUGCUUCUCGAUCUUCAGUUUAUCUUUUUGUUUACUCGAUUGUUUUUGUGUUAUUGUUGUUGUAGUUUUGAUUUUUGAUGUAGAUACAUAAAUUAUUGUCAUUUUGAGAGUGAUUUUACGAAUUGAUGAUACAUUUAUGGAUUCUUAUAGUUUUUAGUUUUUACAUCUAUUAAUAGUGUUUGAUUGUGUCA
Molecule: messenger RNA, 1988 nt
Organism: Lactuca sativa (garden lettuce)
Lineage: Eukaryota; Viridiplantae; Streptophyta; Magnoliopsida; Asterales; Asteraceae
Product: glucan endo-1,3-beta-glucosidase 8
Biological process (GO): carbohydrate metabolic process
Molecular function (GO): hydrolase activity, hydrolyzing O-glycosyl compounds
Source: RefSeq, a predicted model, not a curated record